AUGAAUCAAAUUACCUGUAAAUAUAUUUGUGUGCCCCCUGAAUACAUAUUUUCAGCCGAUGGACUUCCAGGACUUAGCGGUUGUUCCUUGAUAUGUAAUGAUGAUGAUGCGGGAGAAUGUGCAACUAAAACCUAUGGUUUUUCCCAUGAUUUUGUCAGUCAGCACAAGACCACAAUAAUGAGCGGCAAGGAUGAGAAUGAAUGA
Molecule: messenger RNA, 204 nt
Organism: Clunio marinus
Lineage: Eukaryota; Metazoa; Arthropoda; Insecta; Diptera; Chironomidae
Source: the annotation of a GenBank genome assembly